UCACAACCUAUAAUGAUAACGCGUCUGGUUCCAAACAAACCGUUAUCACGGUUCAUUCCAUAAGAAAUACAUUGCCCGUUAAUUUUUUUUGAUUCAUUUGGUUUUUUAACUAUUUUAAAUUGUUUUUUUAUUUUUUAAACCCAUCUUAUAGUUUUGUGUGCAUAAGAAACUCAAGGUCUAUUAAUUAUGGUCAACUGCUGGGCACCCCAUUGUUCACACAAUUCCGUCAAAGAAUCGUGUUCUUUUUUUCGUUUUCCGACAGAUGUGACACUACGAAAUUCUUGGGCGAAUUUAGUUAGGAGGGCAGAUUCCAUUCCUAAUAAUAAUAGUCGAUUGUGUAGUUGCCAUUUUAAAGAUGGGUUAAAAGAAAAUAGUCCGUCCAUAUUUGCUUGGAAUGAAAACAAAUUAAUGUAUUUUGUUUCUCCCGAAAAACGUAAAAGGACAUCUCAUAGGCUUUUAUUGAUAUUUUAA
Messenger RNA from Myzus persicae (green peach aphid), 471 nucleotides. Its product is annotated as THAP domain-containing protein 2-like. The transcript is spliced from 3 exons. The coding region runs from base 187 to 471 and encodes 94 amino acids. The record is from RefSeq and is a predicted model, not a curated record. NCBI's taxonomy places the organism in Eukaryota, Metazoa, Arthropoda, Insecta, Hemiptera, Aphididae. Gene Ontology annotation, molecular function: sequence-specific DNA binding.